This is a messenger RNA of Brassica rapa (field mustard), 4434 nucleotides long. RefSeq names its product ultraviolet-B receptor UVR8. The record is from RefSeq and is a predicted model, not a curated record. NCBI's taxonomy places the organism in Eukaryota, Viridiplantae, Streptophyta, Magnoliopsida, Brassicales, Brassicaceae.
UGGUAUACAAGUGGACUUGUAAGUAUUACAUAUCCCAUUCCAUCUGUUGACGCUGACACCUAAUCGCUUUAUUUAAGGAAAACGUAUAGAGAUAUAUAAAAAGAUUGAAGCUUACCCAAAAUCCAAAAUGUAACAAUCUUUUCUUUAUAGAAAUUCACGGAAGAACGAACAACAGAUUCAUCAAGUCCCUUCCUUUUCCUCCUCUCUAUCUCUCUCUCUCUGAAAACUCCACCGCAUAAAUCACAAUCUGUUUGGUCCAACUUGUGAGUCCCCUGAAACCAUCCAUGUGAAUUUUUGAUGGGUCCCUUCUGAUCCCUCUUCUCUGUAUAUUCCACGAUCAUCACGAUCUCCAGGAACAGAGAUGUUUGUGUUUGGUCUUUUUUUUUCACUGAUCGCUUAAUAUAUUAUUUGAUCAUCGUUGGUGGUUAUGAUCUGGGUUUGUUGUAACUGUAAACUGCUUUUGUAAUCAGUUGUGUUUGUAAUGAUCUUCUGUUUAUGAUCUUAUUAUUGUCUUAAAAACAUGAACAGCAUUUCUCUCACGAUCGGUGUUCUUCACUACUUACCAUCAAAGUUGGCUAGGGCUCUGCAAAACUGGAGCAGUGACCAAUGGACACUACUAUUACUACUGCAACAUCAAAUGGUGUUAGUCCUGCUGCUACGUUGCAACUCCAUAGCAUCAUCCCAGAGAAUCCGACAAUAGCUAUGGAGUUGCCCUCGUUUGUGUCUCUGAAACGACAAUUCCUUGGAAACUCUGCUCCUGGUGACUUCUUCCUUGCUUCUUGUCCUUCCAUUGCCCUUCAUGUUCUCACAACAUGUGACUUGGAUCCUCGUGACCUUGCCAAACUCGAGGCAACAUGUUCCUUCUUUAGGAAACCGGCAAACUUCUCACCAGACCUUGAACUCUCCAUCUCCGAAGUUGCAGCUCUUGACAUUUGCCAAAAGAGGGCGAUAUUCAAACGUAUGGGAGAGGAAGAACGCCAAGAAAUCAAAAGAAAAUGCGGAGGCUCAUGGAAGCUGGUUCUAAAGUUCUUGCUAGCUGGUGAAUUUGGUUACCGGCGGGAAAAAUCACAGGCACUUGCUGGUCCUGGUCAUAGCAUCGCCGUCACAUCAAAGGGUGUUGUUUACUCUUUCGGAUCCAACGGUUCAGGACAACUCGGACAUGGAACCGUUGAAGACACUUGGCAGCCACAACCAAUCAGGUCACUUAAUGGGAUAAGGAUCAUUCAAGCAGCUCUUGGCGCUGAUAGAACAAUGCUAAUAAGUGAUGCAGGUGAAGUGUAUGCCUUUGGAAAAGAUUGUUUUAGCGACCCUGGUUUAGAGAUUCAACAAACUAAGGUCAUCACAACUCCUCAGCGAGUCAAGUCAUUGACGGAGAUCUUCGUGGUUCAAGCUGCUAUUGGAUAUCACUUCACAGCGAUUUUGUCUAGAGAAGGCAGAGUGUAUACAUUAUCAUGGGGGAAGGAUGAAAAACUUGGUCAUGGAACCGACCUUAACUGUUUGUUGCCUCAACCUUUGUUGGGGGACUUGGAGAACGUCCCUGUUGUGCAAAUUUCUGCUGGCUUUUGCUAUCUUCUUGCUCUAGCUUUUCACCCCACUGGCAUGUCGGUGUACUCUGUUGGAUGCGGUUUGGGUGGGAAGCUUGGACAUGGCUCAACAAUUAGUGAGAAACAGCCUCGGUUGAUUGAGGAGUUUAGUCUUUUGAAGAUGGAACCGGUUAUGAUCUCAGCAGGGGCAUGGCAUGCUGCUGUAGUUGGGAGAGAUGGGAGAGUGUGCACUUGGGGAUGGGGAAGGUAUGGCUGCUUGGGUCACGGAACAGAAGAGUUGGAGAUGGCUCCUAAGGUCGUUGAAGGAUUAAAAGAUGUUAAAGCUGUACACGUAGCUGCUGGAGAGUACACAACCUUUGUUGUGUCUGAUGAUGGUCAGGUUUACUCGUUCGGCUAUGGUGAAGUCAAUCUUGGUCAACAGGGGGAUGUGGAGGAGAAUACACUUACUCCGAAGCUGGUUUCAUCGUUGAAGGAGACAAAAGAGCGUGUGGUUCAUGUGAGUUUGACAAAGUCAGUGUCAUUUCCCUGGACUGGUCACACAUUUGCAAUGACGGAGUCAGGGACACUAUAUGCGUUUGGGUCUGGGGGGAGAGGGCAGCUCGGGGUGAAGCUUGGUGAUAACAUUAUGGAAAGAGAAGAACCAGCUAAAGUUAUUGGUAUUGAUCUUUCUUAGGUAUUUGGAAAGAAAAAUAAUUUAGGUUUACAUCACCAUUGGUCUUUGACUAAAAGAAAUGGUUGUACAUAGUAGUAACAGAAGGACAUUGAAGAUGGUUAUGGUUUUUUUUUCCUUAGUUUUGGAGGAUAUUUUUAUUGGAUAUUUUGCUUUGAAAGUUGAUGACAAGGUUAAGACUAAAAAAUCGUGGACCCGAAACCCUAGAGUGUGUAGCGCAGGCCCACUCCAGUUAGUUGCGUGAUGCCCAAACAAUUCAAGCUACACAUUUUCUCUACCCACUAACAACUUCUUUUUUUUUUGUCAUCCACUAACAAUAACAUUAUUAGUCCAUAUUAAGUGGUCAGCUAAAUUAAAAUAAAUAAAAAAGUUAUUUUAGUGUCAUGUUAAUUUUUCUCGACAUGACACUCAACAUUUAUAUACUCAACAUUAUACUUUGUAUAUAAAGUAUACUUCAAAUCGGCCAUACACUCAACAUUAAUUAGAUACUUUAUGUUCAUGGCAUUUAUAACAUUAGAUUGGAUUAACUUAUGAUUCUAGAAACUUAAUGUUCUUUAUGGGAUAUAACUUAAAGAGUUCAUAUUCUUCUAUUUCCUAUUGAUCAAUUCACAGUUCUUUUCAAUUGGCGUCUCUCGUGCCUCUCACAAUCUUAAAACAACAUAUGUUAUCAGUGGUUCAAAGUAAAGGCCGAUCGAUAUGGUUUGAUUGAUAUGAGUUAAUAACAUGAUAGUCGUAAAUCUUUCAUAUCAUUUUGAGUCUGAUUGGCAGGACCAGAUCUGAAUAGUGAGAGUAAAAAGUGACGAUGUGACAUUGGCUAAGAGAUAAAAAGAAAACCCGCUCUUUCAUUUUUGUCUCGUAGAACAGUCCAAAGUUCAUAAGUAUAUUUUUAUACAUAAUAGUUACUAAAAUUGAACACAUACAUCGGUUUAUUAUUACAUUAACACCUUGCUCUACUGACAAUGAGAGUUUUCUUCAUAAUACCAUAUCAUUUUGAUUAAAUUUUCAACUAGAAUAUACUAAUUUCGAAAUUACAUUUCCAUUUUUUAAAUCCAAAUCAUGAUUAACCAAUGAUUUCUUUCAAACAUAAAUUUUUUAUGACGGUUUUGUGAUACAUAUUAACAAUUUUUACAUAUAAUAUAAAUAUCUUUCUCCAUAUAAAAUGUGUACAUAAAAAUUUAAUGACAGUUUUGCUGUAAUUAACAAUUUUGCUGAAUAUAAAAAAUUAGUAAUGGCAUUUAAGUACUAACAUCUUUAAAAAAAUUAAAAGAUAUAUAGUAUGAGUAUGAAUAAAACAUUUUAUAAUUUAAAAGAGAUAUUUGAUAAUAAAGCUACAUAUUUGAGCCAUUCAAGUAAAUUUAUCUGUAUACAUUUGUGAAUUUUAGCUGGAAAAAAAUCGUUUGAAAAAUAUAUAUGAAUAGUAAAGAAUAAUUGAAAAUUUUCAAAUUGUAUGAUGAUGGGUUUCCAUAAGCAUAAUCAUCACACUAAAUAUAAAUUAUGACAACUCAUUGUAAAAGUAAAAGAUGUCCUUGAUGACAUUAUAUGAAUUACACUUGUUAUCCAAUAGUAAAUUAGUGCAUCUUAUCAUCCAUUUACAUAUAAAUUAUUAGAGUUACUGACUAUUAUAAAUUUUGGAUUGAUUUCAUACUUAAUCACACAUGAUCCAAUCAUUUUGGGGUUUGAAUUUCCUAAGUAAACUUUUUAGCUAUUAAUUUUUUCCUUGCUGCUUUGAAUUUUUCGUAUACAAUCUUUUAUUUAAUAAUAUGUCAACAGAAAUCAAUUUUAGCAUUAGAACUGAAAAACAUACUGAACUCUAGAGUGUAUAAAGCUUUCUUCCUUUUGGUUUCGGGUAUGACCGGUAAGUUUGGAAGAAAAUAAGAAGAAGAAGUAGAAAGGUGAAAUUGAGAAGAAUGUAAAAAGAGUGGAAAGGAGAAAAUAUAGCACAUUAUAUUAUCUGUUGUGAAAUUUAUUUAAAAUAUAGAGUACACUUUAUCUUUGUAAACAUUAAAUGGCGAAAAUUGAUUGUCCAUUUGAUUGGUAGCUUCUUAACUGAUUGUAAAGUAAAUUUAAAUGUAUAAUAAAUUGUUACUCUAAAAAUGUAAUACAGUCGCAUUUCAUGAUUUUCUUUAGAAGAAUUUGGCUGAGAAAGAAAAUACAAAUUUAUUUAUCCCUCUAAACUUUAGGUAGACUAAAUUGAGAAAUUAAGAUUUAGAUUUGAAACUA